AUGGUAUCUUACAAGGAGCUCUGUACCGUUGGCACGACAUUAAUUGUCGCUGCCAGCUCUUUCAUCAUGGGUGUUUUCUAUGCUAAUCAAGCUUACGAUGCCCAUGUUUUGUUCAACCCUCAAGUUGCCCAAUCGCAUUUUGACAACAGUUUACAGCACUACCAGAUUUUGGCCGAGACCCCAAAGGCGAUCCUUGGUGGUCUUGCGUUUGUUGCGUUCGUGGGACUCGUGGGGUGUUUGAUUAGAAUCUAUAAGCCAAAUCCUGAGUUGCAGACUUUCGAGUACGCCUCCCUGGUCAUGUAUGUGAUUGGAAUCUGUUUGUUCAUCACUAACAUCAAAACUGGGAUCGAGUCUGCUGUUUCUGGAGAUUGGGGCGAUGUAACCCAGAACCAGGGCGUGGCAGUCAUUGGAUCAUCAAACAUCAUUUUAAUUGUCGUUUUUAUCGGUGUUCUCUUCUUGCAAGGUGGUUUGUGGUAUUCCAAUUGGGAAUUCGACCAAAGAAUGGCCAAAUUCUUGGCAGAAGAACAAGACGCCUCUGUCAAAUCCGAGAAAGCUCAACCUGAAGAACCCAAGAAGCAGAAAUAA
This is a messenger RNA of Lachancea sp. 'fantastica', 585 nucleotides long. NCBI's taxonomy places the organism in Eukaryota, Fungi, Ascomycota, Saccharomycetes, Saccharomycetales, Saccharomycetaceae. The record is from the annotation of a GenBank genome assembly.